Ceratotherium simum simum (southern white rhinoceros) is the source of this 1404-nucleotide messenger RNA. Lineage: Eukaryota; Metazoa; Chordata; Mammalia; Perissodactyla; Rhinocerotidae. The record is from RefSeq and is a predicted model, not a curated record.
AUGCUGCUGCUGCUGCUGCUGAUGGCCCUGCUGUGGUGGAGGGAAGGGGCCGAGGGAUGGGGAGAGCUGGAAGAGGGUUACCAGCUGCAAGUGCAGGAGUCAGUGACGGUGCAGGAGGGCCUGUGUGUGUUUGUGCCCUGCUCCUUCUCCUACCCUUGGAGUCGCUGGAGCAGCUCUACCCCAGCUCAUGGCUACUGGUUCCGGGAAGGGGCCAGAGUUGACGAGGAUGCUCCUGUGGCCACAAACAGCCCAUAUCGAGAAGUGGAGGAGGAGACCCGGGGCAGAUUCCGUCUCCUUGGGGACCCCCAGAGAUACAAGUGCUCCCUGGACAUCAGAGACGCCAGGAGGACAGAUGACGGAAAAUACUAUUUUCGAGUGGAGACAGGAAGUGUGAGAUAUUCUUACACAAGUAACCAGCUCUCUGUGCAUGUGACGGCCCUGACCCACACACCUGAUAUCUUCAUCCCGGAGACCCUGGAGUCAAGCCAGCCCAGGAACCUGACGUGCUCUGUGCCCUGGGCCUGUGAACAGGGCACGCCCCCCAUCUUCUCCUGGAUGUCGGCUGCCCUCACCUCCCCAGGCCCCAGGACCCGCUUCUCCUCUGUUCUCACCCUCACUCCACGGCCCCAGGACCACGGCGCCAUACUCACGUGUCAGGUGACGUUCCCCACAACUGGUCUAACUGUGGAAAGGACCAUCCAGCUCAAUGUCACCUACUCUCCACAGAACUUGACCGUCACUGUCUUCCAAGGAAACAGCACAGCACCCACAGUCCUGAAGAACGGCUCAUCUCUUUCAGUCAUAGAGGGCCAGUCCCUGCGCCUGGUCUGUGUUGUCGACAGCAAUCCCCCAGCCAGGCUGACCUGGGCCCAUGGGAGCUGGAUCCUGAGUCCCUCACAGCCCUCAAACGGUGGGGUCCUGGAGCUUCCCCAGGUGGAGUCAGGGCAUGAAGGUGAAUUCACCUGCCAAGCUGAGCACACUCGGGGCUCCCUGCAUGUAUCCCUGAGCCUCUCUCUGCAGAGAAAAGCGUGUCCUUUAUCAGGAGUGGCGCUGGGUGCAGUCUGGGGAGCAGGUGCUAAGACUCUGCUCUUUCUGUCCUUCUGCAUCAUCGUCAUCAUAGUGAGGUCCCGCAGGAAGAAAGCAGCAAGGCCAGCAGUGGGCAUGGAGGAUACAAGCAUGGAGGGUGCUAAUGCAGUCACAAGGUAAGUCUCUCAGUGAGGUCCCAUGAUUGAAUCCCAGGAGAGCAGCUUACCAGACCACCCUCCCCCAGAUGUGUCUGCCCCCUGCUCAGGGGAGGAAGAACAGCUCCAUUAUGCAUCCCUCAGCUUUCAUGGGAUGAAGCCUCGGGAUCCACAGGAACAGGAGGCCACUGAUAGUGAGUACUCAGAGAUCAACAUCCACUAG